UAUGAUCGGAAAUGUUGCUUUGCUACCAGUUAAAACUAAUCAUCGAGGACCAGCGCCAAUGUGGAGCGGCGAAGGAUUAGAUAUAAUAGACGAGGCACUACAGUACUUUAAAGCUAAUGUACUUUUCAAAAACUACGAAAUAAAGAGCCCUUCGGAUAGAACUCUUAUUUACAUUACAUUGUAUAUUACGGAAUGUCUGAAGAAGUUACAAAGAUGUGGCAGUAAAAAUGAAGGAAUGAAGGAGAUGCAUACUUUGGCCUUAAAAGAGUUCCCUUGCCCUGGCGAUAGAGGAUUUUGUCUAAAUGCUUAUUACAGCGCUCCAGCUAACAGGAAUGAAGCUGAUACAAUGAGAGCUUACUUUCUUCAGUUAAGACAAGAAACUGGUCUUAGGGUUUGCGAAAGAGUUUUUGAUAAUGACGCAGGAAAGCCCAGCAAAUGGUGGAUUUGUUUCGUCCGCAGAAAGUUUAUGGAUGUUUCUCUAUCUGCUCCUGGACAAUAG
Dimorphilus gyrociliatus is the source of this 499-nucleotide messenger RNA. Lineage: Eukaryota; Metazoa; Annelida; Polychaeta; Dinophilidae. The record is from the annotation of a GenBank genome assembly.